Messenger RNA from Linnemannia hyalina, 1836 nucleotides. NCBI's taxonomy places the organism in Eukaryota, Fungi, Mortierellomycota, Mortierellomycetes, Mortierellales, Mortierellaceae. The record is from the annotation of a GenBank genome assembly.
AUGCCACAGAGACACAACAACGCAUGCAAGGGAUGGCAGAAGGAAUGCGAUGUACUAUGGCUCUAUGGUCCCCUCUACAAUGCUACCCAGCCUCGGAAACAUCAACAUCAAGUGCAUUCAUCCCCUACUUGUGACUGGACGACAACCUUCUCCCAAUACUCUCCUCACCAACAACCCGCAUCGUCCCCCAUCUCAGUAGAUAGUCUCUCCAAUGACAUCGAAUCUCUUGCUAUUGCAGCACCAACUGAGGUCUCCGUAUCGCCUUUGGAGGAAUUGCCAACAGCACCACAAACAGUUGCAGUGGCAACAGAAGCAGUAGAAGACGAGACACCGGAGUCAUCGACGACGGUGACCGCCAUCGAAACUCUACCUUCACUACCAUCACUCUCCACGUCUUCGCCCGACUCGGUUGCUCCCGAUGCAGUUAUCGCAGUCGACACCGCAGUAUCAACAACAACAACAGCAAUCAAUGUUUCCGUCCCUGCAUCCGAUAGGCAAUCAGGCGCAGACGUUUCUGUUUCCCCCCUUCACAUCGACACCUCUGCCCCUACUGCGGUCAAGAACGAGUCGUUGUCGUCCUCGCUUACCGAGGAGAACACACUCUCCCGACCAAAAUCGGCCUUGAAGCAGUUGGGCACGAUGGCCCAAACCAUUGAGGAGCUUCGGUCCUUCACCCAGACACCUCACUACCUCGCCCUCACCAAGGCCCUCGACUCCUUCUCCCUGACUUCGUCAGCUGAAGGUUCGUCAUCGACCCUGGUGGAGCUCGUGGAAGGUACCCAGUCAGAGCCCAUGUCGCCCAUCACUGACGGUGGCAACAACGACGGCUCAACCUUCUUGUUGCCCAUCUUCCCCUCACCGACAAAGUACCAUUUCCGAAGCCAUGACCGUCGGCGAGCAUCGUUCCCCAAAUCUGCAUCCCACCCGAAUCAACUGAACGUCAAUAUCAACCUCAACAUGGACGUCUCUGUCGACGAUGCUCCUGUCGCUGGUGGGCGUCGAGCCACCAUUGGAGGUAGUCAUUGCAGUACCUCUGGUCGCCGUCAUCAUAAUGGGCGCUUGGUUCCUUCUGCGUCCGCCAAGCAGCUGCGGUUCAGUCUUGAAGUCCAAGAAUUGAUUUUCUUGCCGACUUCGCCUCCCUUCCGGAUCACGCGCGCCAGACCCACGAGGGCGCAUUCUGACCCCGCCAUUCGAGCCGUGACCUCCUCUUCUUUCAUUGCCCCGCAGUCGUCUCAUAUUCAUGGUCAGCAUCAAGAUGGUCUGUCGACUGCGCAGCAGCAUUCGUUGCGCCGAUCGGGUCUCUUCUCGAAACCCGCUGCCUCUGAGGCCUCGUUCGAGAACACGACCACAACUUUUAUCAAGGUCCGCGCCUCUUCGUCGUCUCAUGGAUCUCGGUCGAGGUUGUACUACCGGGAUGAUGAGAAUCGGCCCGAGUGCAACUCUAACGACGACGAUUACUACUAUGAGGACUGUCGCGGGGGUUGUAACUCCACCACGGAUGAGGAGUUCACUGAUGACGGAGACGACGAGGACGAUUACAACGACUCGGAGGAUCUCCUGGACGGGGAGGACGAUGAGCACGAUGAGUUCAAUGGACUCGGCAGGACGAGACGGCACUCUACCGGAUCUCGUCACAAACGUUGUCAACAUGCCAGAUCGCGGCGGUACCGUCUCUCGUCCAAGGAUGGCAUCGUCGCUCGGCGGGCGAAUGAUACCUCGUACCCGGUAAAGGCAGAUGGACCCGGCGUGUUGUGGCAGGUUUAUACUGCUGUUACAGGCGUUAAGGAGUUGAUUGCUUGGUAUGGUUCCAUGGUCUACCACAGCUCUUCCCUCUAA